UUGCGUGUUGUGAUCAUCGCGUUAAAUUAUCGUUCGCAAUGAAGAUUUUGGUGACUUUGUCGGUUGUUAUUGGCAUUUCUUAUGCCCAACAGCACAGGCGGUUAGCCCCGCAGUACCAAAAUCAAGAGGACCAGUACGAUGAACAGGCUCAACAGACUCAAGCUAGGCCGCAGCACUUUCAAAAUCAGGACCAGGAUCGGCCCAGGUUAAAAAGUGAAAGCACAACGUUCAUUCCAAUCAUUCGAUUUGAUAAAGAACAAGGCAGUGAUGGAUCUUAUAAAGCUGCUUAUGAAACUGGUAAUAAUAUCAUCGCCCAAGAGGAAGGAUUUCUAAAAGAUCUUGGACCGGAUCCAGAUUCCGAAGGGGGCACUCUGAACGCGCAAGUGCAGCAGGGCUCAUAUACGUACACAUCUCCCGAAGGACAAAUCAUAACCGUCAAUUAUAUUGCCGACGAAAAGGGAUUCCACCCAUCUGGAGACCAUCUUCCAACCCCCCCACCGGUCAGUCCUGAGGUCCAAAAAGGGCUUGACCUGAUUUUUGCUGGCAUCAGAGCACAAGAAGAAGAAGAUGCUCGGGAAGCGAAAGAGAAUCCCCAAGGCUUCAAGAACAGGGAAAUUCCGGAAGACUACAACGGCCAGUACAGACAGCAAUAAACCCAUCAUAUGUGAUCAUUAACAGCUUAUUAUCUCAUGUACCUACAUUUCAAUUCAUUUUACUUCGACCGACUGACUACUUCGAAUACCUGAGGUGAAAUGAAUAAACUAAAAAUUGUUUAAUUUAGGUUAAAUUUAUUCGCAAAUUACAGUCUAUAAUAAAGUGAACCCGACCAAAUUGUAUUUCGUUUCGUUUAUCUUUAAGACAAUAGCUUCGUUAACUACGGUCGCAAUUUUUCCAGGAUUUUUGUAAUUUUUUGGAAUUUGAGAGCGACUUCGGUUGAUUUUAGACAACUUUUCUCAAUUUUAAUGGCUAUACUACACUCAUUAUACGUGCUAUUUUGCCAAAAUAUGCUAAUGGUAAUAAAACUUCUUCAGUCACUCGUUUAUUUAAUACUCGCUCCGCUGCGCUUCGCUCGUGUCAAAUGAAAUUCAUAGCUCAAAUUAUGUUAUGUGUUGCAUAAUGUAGCAUUAUAAUACUAUUAUUCUACUAUUCCUACUAUAAUACUAUUAUAAUACAUAACUUUCUGUGUAAA
This is a messenger RNA of Cylas formicarius (sweet potato weevil), 1189 nucleotides long. RefSeq names its product endocuticle structural glycoprotein SgAbd-8-like. The record is from RefSeq and is a predicted model, not a curated record. Gene Ontology annotation, cellular component: chitin-based extracellular matrix. Bases 39 to 653 code for a protein of 204 amino acids. Gene Ontology annotation, molecular function: structural constituent of chitin-based larval cuticle. The transcript has 4 exons. NCBI's taxonomy places the organism in Eukaryota, Metazoa, Arthropoda, Insecta, Coleoptera, Brentidae.